Messenger RNA from Lolium perenne, 621 nucleotides. NCBI's taxonomy places the organism in Eukaryota, Viridiplantae, Streptophyta, Magnoliopsida, Poales, Poaceae. The record is from RefSeq and is a predicted model, not a curated record.
AUGAGUGGAACAGGAACCGGCACUCGUGGGUUCCAUCGGACGGAACCCGUCGACGAGCCGGCCGGCACGCCGCACCCACUCAGCGGCGGCGUGAUAGCCGCCAUCGUUGCGGCCAUCAUCGUCGCCAUGGUGCUGCUGGGGGUAGUAGUGCUCUGCAUCCGCCGGUGGAGGAAGAGGCGCAGGGCACAGCCGCAUGUGCUCCCUCCACGCGUCCCUGCGGAGACAGCCCUCGCCCGCACCCAAGCAAUCGACUCCGGCGAUCGAGCUCGAACUCAAGGCCAAGCCACCGCCACCUCGUCGCAAGAAACAGAGGACUCGCAGUCUCCGGAACACUCCGUCGACGUGGAGGUGGAGCGCUGCGGACUUUGCCGCCGCAUCUACGCCGAUGCGCCCCCGGAUGAUGUGCUGGAGUGCGGUCACGGUUUCCACCCGCAUUGCAUCUCGCGUUGGCUGAUGGUCAACCUUUCAUGCCCGACGUGCAACAGAACAACCAUAAGGGUCACCGGAGACACAGGCGAGGCCAGCGCGCCCCUCCGUCGCUACACUUCAUCGAGCAUGGACUUCGACGUCCCCCGAUCCAGAGACGACAUCGACAUUCACCGGUCGAGCUUCCGCGUUUGA